This is a messenger RNA of Anolis carolinensis (green anole), 9897 nucleotides long. It is a transcript of the gene kcnn3, whose product is annotated as potassium calcium-activated channel subfamily N member 3. The record is from RefSeq and is a predicted model, not a curated record. NCBI's taxonomy places the organism in Eukaryota, Metazoa, Chordata, Lepidosauria, Squamata, Anolidae. Gene Ontology annotation, cellular component: neuronal cell body; neuron projection; plasma membrane. Gene Ontology annotation, biological process: potassium ion transmembrane transport. The transcript has 8 exons. Bases 90 to 2030 code for a protein of 646 amino acids. Gene Ontology annotation, molecular function: small conductance calcium-activated potassium channel activity; calmodulin binding.
GGAGCCUUCUUCCCUGCCGGGACCCGGAGGCAGGCGGGCGGGCGGGCGGGGGGCUGCGGGGGCCUGCAUGCCCCGUGGGCCGGGCCAGGAUGGAUCCCCCGGGCGCGGCGGCGUCGGGGGGUCUCUGGGCGGGGGGCGAGGCGGGUCCGGGUCCGGGGGGUCCGGGGGCGCCGGCGCGGCGGGCCUGCUCCUCCUCCUCCUCGCCGCCGCCCUGCCCGCGCCCCUCGCCCUCCUCCUCCUCCUCGGGGGGGCUGUGUGGGGUGGCGCCCCCCGCCCCGGCCCCCCGCCUGCGCCAGGCCAGCCCCCUGGCCCACCGGAGGGACAGCAACCCCUUCACCGAGAUCGCCAUGAGCUCCUGCAAGUACGGCGCCGGCGGGGGGGUCAUGAAGCCGCUCAGCCGCCUCUCCGCCUCCCGGAGGAACCUCCUCGACGAGCCCCCCCCCGCGCCUGAGCCCCCCGCCCCCGGCGCCCCCGCCCCCGCGCCCCCCGAGAUCGUCAUCUCCCGCGAGGAGAACCACUCCCCGAAGCCCCCCCCCGGCCCCGCCCCGAAGCCCCCCGCCCCCGCCGGGAAGAGGAAGGCGCCCUGCAUCGGGUACCGGCUCGGGCACCGGCGGGCGCUCUUCGAGAAGAGGAAGCGGCUCAGCGACUACGCGCUCAUCUUCGGCAUGUUCGGCAUCGUCGUCAUGGUCAUCGAGACCGAGCUCUCCUGGGGGCUCUACUCCAAGGGCUCCAUGUUUUCGCUGGCCUUGAAAUGCCUUAUUAGCCUCUCGACGGUCAUCUUGCUGGGACUCAUCAUCGCCUACCAUACCCGGGAAGUCCAGCUGUUUGUGAUUGACAACGGGGCGGACGACUGGCGCAUCGCCAUGACCUCGGAGCGGCUGCUGUACAUCGGGCUGGAGCUGCUGGUGUGCGCGGUGCACCCGGUGCCGGGGGAGUACCGCUUCUUCUGGACGGCGCGGCUGGCCUUCUCGUACGCGCCCUCGCAGGCGGAGGCGGACGUGGACAUCAUCCUCUCCAUCCCCAUGUUCCUGCGCCUCUACCUGAUCGCCCGCGUGAUGCUGCUCCACAGCAAGCUCUUCACCGACGCCUCCUCGCGCAGCAUCGGCGCCCUCAACAAGAUCAACUUCAACACCCGCUUCGUCAUGAAGACCCUCAUGACCAUCUGCCCCGGGACCGUCCUCCUCGUCUUCAGCAUCUCCCUCUGGAUCAUCGCCGCCUGGACGGUGCGUGUCUGCGAGAGGUACCACGACCAGCAGGACGUGACCAGCAACUUCCUGGGCGCCAUGUGGCUGAUCUCCAUCACCUUCCUCUCCAUCGGCUACGGAGACAUGGUGCCCAACACCUACUGCGGGAAGGGCGUCUGCCUCCUCACCGGCAUCAUGGGGGCCGGCUGCACGGCGCUGGUGGUGGCCGUCGUGGCCAGGAAACUAGAACUCACCAAAGCCGAGAAGCACGUGCACAACUUCAUGAUGGACACGCAGCUCACCAAACGGAUCAAGAACGCGGCGGCCAACGUCCUGCGGGAGACGUGGCUCAUCUACAAGCACACCAAGCUGCUCAAGAAGAUUGACCACGCCAAAGUCCGGAAGCACCAGCGGAAGUUCCUCCAAGCCAUUCACCAGUUGAGGGGCGUCAAGAUGGAGCAGAGGAAGCUCAGCGACCAAGCCAACACUCUGGUGGACCUCUCCAAGAUGCAGAGCGUGAUGUACGACCUGAUCACGGAGCUGAACGACCGGAGCGAGGACCUGGAGAAGCAGAUGGGGGGCCUGGAGGCCAAGCUGGAGCACCUGGCGGCCUCCUUCGGCUCCCUGCCGCUGGUCAUCGCGGACGCCCUGCGCCUGCAGCAGCAGCAGCUCCUGGCCGCCAUCCUGGAGGGGGUCCAGCGGGGCUCCCUGGGCGGGACCGGCGGCGCCCCCGCCCCCGGCCCCCCGCCCGGCCCCCCGCCCACGCCCCCCUCGCUCUCGGACAGCCCCCUGGGGGUCAGCUCGGCCUCCUUCCCCACGCCCUACACCAGCUCCAGCAGCUGCUGAGACAGGGACCCUCCGGACGCCGCGGCCGUGACGGGGCCACUCUCACGCGGGGACCGGACCCCCACCCGGGGUGCCUUCGAGCCCCGAGGACGCCUCCGCCGGACACGGUUUGGUGCCUCGACGAGAGAGAGAGAGAGAGAGAGAGAGAGAGAGGCGGGAGGGCCGUCCAGCCCACGGUUGGGAAUCGAUGUUCAAUCUCAGGUCUUCUAAUCGAGAAACAAAGCCAACCCGGGGGUGGCGGAGCGGCCGGGACAGGGGGGCGGGGGUGGGCGGGGGGCCGGGGGGCUGGGACCGUGCCACUGUGCCCACCCUGGAGCCGCCACGGGCAAUGGGGUGGAAUCCCCCCCUCUAUCCCUCCUUCCUUCCUUCCUUCCUUCCUUCCUUCCUUCCAUCCAUCCAUUAUUCUUACUGGGACACCCUUCCCUUCCACUCCCUUACUUUCUAAUGUUCCAGCACACCCAUUCUUUGUUUUGCUUCUUUCCUCCCUUCUUUCUUUUUUUUACGGUUCCUGGGACAUCCUUCUUUCCACCCAUUCAUCCAUCUGCCCUUACUGAUUUGGGUCACUCCCUUCUUUCCUUCCUUCCUUCCUUCCUUCCUUCCUUCCUUCCUUCCUUCCUUCCUUCCUUCCUUCCUUCCUUCCUUCCUUCCUUCCUUUCCCCUCUGCCUGUCAAGAGUCCAAGCAGAAGGGGGUCCCAAUGGGUGGGCGGGGUCCCUUUUCCCUUCCUCGGCGGUCAAGCCUGAUGUCACAAUCUCCGGUCUUUGACAUCUCCGGACACAGAGCAAGCGCUGACAAAGAACAGAUGCCAGCCAUAAAACCUCAAUUACUCUCUGGUAUGUGAGAGCCCCUACAUAAAUGGGCUACAGAGAAGAUUCUGGUAGUCUGUACAAUAAAAACCUGUUGGAAUCUACCAGCAUGUGUCUUGGGCCAGCCAUAAAACCUCAAUUACCCUCUGGUAUGUGAGAGCCCCUACAUAAAUGGGCCAAAGAGAAGAUUCUGGUAUUCUGUACAAUGAAACCUGUUGGAAUCUACCAGCGUGUGUCUUGGUGCUUUCUUCUGGUGGAAGACUGACCCACAGCACAACUGGGAGAAGUACAGAAUACCAGAAUCUUCUCUGUAGCCCAUUUAUAUAGGGGCUCUCACAUACCAGAGGGUAAUUGAGGUUUUAUGGCUGGCAUCUGUUCUUUGUCACCGCUUGCUCUGUGUCAUCAUGACACCUUUGGACCCCUUGCCCGUGCUCCUUCCCCCAAACCCUGGGCACCGAGAGCUGCCUUUCCGUGGGGCUGGGUCCCUUCUCGAGGGUCUUUCCCCUGCGGUGGGCUCCACUCCGAGGGUCUUUCCCAGAAGAGAGGACGUCUUAGGGGGUUCGGGAGGGCUGCCUUUUCCCUGGGGGGCCGGCGGCAUUUUGGGGGGAUUUGGGAGCCCUCCCCGUGCUGAGUCUUGCAGGGAGAGGAUGCCGGGCCAAUGUCUUGGUUUCUCUCCUUGGUCCUGUUCCAUGUCUCCUUUCUGUUCCUUUGGAUGCUGUGCCGAUGUCCGCACCUUUUUUUGGAGUUUGCAAAGGUUUCCCAUCCCGUCGAGUCCCUUCUCCGAGGGUUUCUUUUGGGGAAAGGUACCACAACGAGCUUGGAAGAAGAGCCGUCUCCAAAGCAACAACAGCCUUGCAUCUUUGGCAUCCCAAGGAGUCGCGGUCAAGGGAUUUGCAGUCCGGUGCUAGAAUGUCAACAUGUCGAGCGAGCGACUCAGACUCUGGCUCAGAUGUUUGGGCUUCGCUCCGUUUUCGCAUCCCCAGGGCCUUCCUUUUAAUCUCUUGCCUCCCACUCGAAGGGAUUUUUCACUUGGAGGAACGAACAAGCGCCGGAGAAAGAAAGAAAGAAAGAAAGAAAGAAAGAAAGAAAGAAAGAAAGAAAGAAAGAAAGAAAGAAAGAAAGAAAGAAAGAAAGAAAGAAAGAGCAGGCUUUAAUGAGUGGCUUGGUAAUUAAACUGGCCGGAGAUGGAUGUGCAUUUGUGCAAAAAAUAAAUUGCAGAAUGAACAUUGGUUUCCGGAAGCAGAUCGUCCCGCUGUUUUAAGCGGCCUUUUUGCAGAAGGAUUAUUGAUAGAACCCAUUGGAGACCCAAAAGGAGAUGAAGGCCGACGGGACGGGGACGGCACGGCGAGGGAUGCUGGGAGAUGUAGUCCCGGCCACCUCUGUUGUCCUCGCUUCCCGUCUCUCCCGUCCCGAUCCGGCUCUCGGCUGCCCUUUUGGGGUUCGCUUUGGAUCCGUAUUUUGGGGGAUGCCACCCCUCCGUGUGCGCCGUCUUCUCGGAGCCUCUUGGCACGGAUCCCGAACCCGGCACCGAGCGGUGACACUUCUGAAGGAGCAAAAACGAGCGCGUAAUUGCUCUCCGGUAUUAAUUACGUGCCGCCCACUGCGCGAGCAAAAGAGCCGUUGCGAAUCCAAAGCCGUGCAACCCGUCGUGUCGCCGCGGGAUGGAAAAGCGUUGGUGGCGGAAGGCUUUUCUUUCUUUCUUUCUUUCUUUCUUUCUUUCCUUCUUUCUUCCUUUCUUCCUUUCGUUUUGCAUUCAUUCCGCCUCCCAGAAACGGCACAAAGAAGGAGGCCUGCCUGCCACGGGUUCUGCUCUCGCCGCAUUGAGCGCUCCCUCGGCUCGCAGUUGCUUAGGAAACCCGCUUUCGGGAAGGAUCCUCCUCGGCGCCCACCGCUCGCUCGGUCUUUGCUUUCUUUUUGUUGCAGCUUUUCGGGCCCUGGUGGGUUUCCUCUCCGGAGUCUCAUUCCGUUUGGAUCCGCUUCAUCCGAGAUUGCAAUGCCCAGUCUCUCUCAAAGCGCCAGUCCUUGUGGUUCAUUUCAUGGAACGACAGAGUUGGAAAGGAGCCCCAAAGAGAAAGAAUCCAGUCCAGCCCUCCUUUCUGCCCGGCAGGAGGACACCGCCCAAGCCCUCCCAACAGAUGGCCAUCCAGACUCUGCUGGACUCUGGAAUCCUAGAGUCGGAAGGGGCACCAAGGGCCACCCAGUCUGCUGGAAGACGUCAUUCAUGACUCAAUCAAUCAAUCACAGAAUCCUGGAAGAGACCCCAAAGGACAUCUAAUCCAACCACAUUCUCCCAAUGCAGAUCCCUCCCAACAGAUGACCAUCCAGACUCUGCUACAUAACCUCCCCAGAAGGAGACUCCAUCAAACGCCCAGUUUAUGGGUUUGAAAGUCGUCUAGUCCAACUCACCUUGUGCCAGGCAGGAAACACAACUCAAGCCUUCCCAACAGAUGGCCAUCCAGCUUCUGCUUAAGAAGGAGACUCUGCUGGAUGCCGAAUCCUAGAGUCGGAAGGGGCACCAAGGGCCACCCAGUCUGCUGGAAGACGUCAUUCAUGACUGAAUGAAUCAAUCAAUCACAGAAUCACAGACCCCAAAGGACAUCUCGUCCAACCACAUUCUCCCAAUGCAGAUCCCUCCCAGCAGAUGACCAUCCCGACUCUGCUGGACUCUGGAAUCCUAGAGUCGGAAGGGGCACCAAGGGUCUGCUGGAAGACGUCAUUAAUGACUGAAUGAAUCAAUCAAUCUCAGAAUCCUAGAGUUGGAAGAGACCCCAAAGGACAUCUCGUCCAACCACAUUAUCCCAAUGCAGAUCCCUCCCAGCAGAUGACCACCCAGGAGACUCCAUCAAACGCCCAGUUUAUGAGGGAAUGAGUUUGAAAGUCAUCUAGUCCAACUCACCUUGUGCCAGGCAGGAAACACAACUCAAGCCUUCCCAACAGAUGCCCAGAGAACGAGACUCCAGACUCCAAGGCGGCAGCGUUUCCCACAGCCAAACCGCUCUCACCAUCAAAAGGCUUUUCCUAAAGGUUAAGUGGAGCCCCUUCUCCCCAACGGGACUUCCUUCCGGGUCUCUGCCUUUCGGCAAAGGAUCCGACCGGACCGCCGACGUAGCUGCGUAUCCCGGCCGAGGCCCCAUAAACAAGAGGGAUCCCGGGGACGAGGGGCUCUCAGGCAGACCUUUUCCAAACAAGCCAUUGCCUUCUGCCAAAUAGAGGAAAACAGGACAAGUGGGCCCGAGGUGGAGGAAAAGCACAAAAGCGGGUCUCCAAGACUGGGAAGAAAAACCUGCGGCUCCUCCUCCUCCUUCCUCCCGGUUCUACCUCGGUUCUGCCACUGCCUUGCCGCAAAGCCUCUGCACUGUCGAAUUAAUGCAGUUUGGCGCCACUGGAACCGCCAUGGCUCAGGGCUAUUGUUUCCCCGAAAACAAGCCCUCCCUAGCAGUAAUCCAAAAAUGUCAGGUUACACACCAAAACCAAGGAAUCAAAGAAUUAAUCCAAAGAUAUAUUCAUGGACAUAAAAACAGGUAAAUCCUCAGAUGGGCAGGAACAGGAAUCUUGAGUCCGCAGGUAGCGUGAACUUGGAAGCACAAACGGGAGACUGAGCCCCAUGAGCAACGUUGUCUCCUCCAAAAGCCAAACCACGUCAUUUAAGUCCGUCCAGGCACCCAUGACACCCUAUCUAACACACCUGAUGUUGUGGUAAUCUCUGAGCGGUUAGGCUCAAUUUAAUCCUCUCUAGGGGAGAUUCCACCAAAAACAGCAGAGUAGCAAAAGCAAAGCUUUCAAAUGCAACAGUUACUUACACUGGGCGAGCAAGAGAAGCCUUUAGGAUGGCAAUGGACUGCAGAGUCUCAGUAAAAGUUCAAAAAGUAUUUAUUCAGGUAAAAAGAACAUUGUAGAUAGAAAGGCUUGGGAGCUGUCUAGUCUACUCUAGACUAGUUUCUAAGGAAAAAUAACAAACAUCUAAAUAGUCACAUCUUGCCAGGAGAGAUGGCGAGACGUGUUCUUACCUAGAAGGACAAAGAGAGAAGAGACUGAACCAAAAUGGUUCCAACCUCAUGGUCCAUAAAAGACAUUCUGACCAAUGAGAAGUUAGUGUUAAAAGAUAUUCACAUUUCUAGUAACUUCAAAGCAAGGGAUGUGCCGUGAACAGGAUAGAGUGAAACACAGUAAAGUCUGUCUAGGCAUGCUUUGGAAACAGGGAAAGGAUUCCCUCAAUCUAACUCUAUCAUCUCUCUGAUUACAUUUAGACUUGAGUAGUCCAGGAUGAUUCCCAACAAUCCCCUUCUUCAGCCUGGGCUGCUCAUGUCUAUCAGGUUCAACAUCUUCUUCAGCUUCUCGUGAGCAUGUCUAGGCAGGGGUUUUGUCAGGAUCUAUCUGACUACAUCUAGACUUGAGUAGUCCAGGGUGAUUCCCAACAAUCCCCUUCUUCAGUCUGGGCUGCUCGUGUCUAUCAGGUUCAACAUCUUCUUCAGCUUCUCAUAAGCAUGGGUUUUGUCAGGAUCUAUCUAACUACAUCUAGACUUGAGGAGUCCAGGAUGAUUCCCAACACCUGAGCCUGAAAGUCUUCUCUCAAAUCCUCUGGGAAUAUCUCGUUGGCCUGCUUUUCACGCCCUAUGUUCUCAGGUCUAAUCUGCACUCCUUGAAAACCUCCUCUUCUUCCCAAGGCUGUUUCUCAAGGGAACUGGCACUUUUGUUUUCCCUGUUGCCUGGGAUCGAGCUGAGGAAUCAGAAACCUCUGUCCGUCUGACUUCUUGAGUGUUGGGUGAAGGCAGACAAGGCGGAUGUUUUGGGUUCUUCAGCUUGUUCCCAGGCAACAGGGGGAAAACAAAGUACCGGUUUUGGUUCUCCGUCUGAUUUCCGGGGAAAUAGGGUAUGUGAUGCUUCCGCUCUCAGGAUCCCAUAACCUUAAGCCGGGGCAGUUCAAGUGGCGCCGAACCGCAUUAAUUUGACAGUGCAGACGCCCCUCGAUACAGACGGGGAGGAACUCCUUUUGCCCUUAUGGCCUUGACCCCCAUUUUGGUGACCCCGGGACCCCCGUUUUCUUUCCCUUUUUCCCACCCCACCCCGCAUUGCGAAAGGCUCUGACUUUGCGGCACUUUAACGACGACGAGCUCCGUGCCGAGCGCUCCUUCCUUUCCAUCCUGUCCGUUGUUUUUUUUAUUUUUGUAAAAGAGGAACAACAACAACAACAAAAAGAAUUAAUUAAGAAGACUUAGAAGAAAGCAUAACCAUAGUUUUAUUUUACCUAUGAAAAAUAUAUUGCUAUAGUAUAAAGGAACUUUCAAGGACUUCUCUUUUUGUAUCCGAGGAGGGAGAGCAGUGGUUGUUUCUGGGGGAACUACAACUCCCGGGCUUUUUGGGAGGCGCCGGCUCGUCACGCGUCACCCACCUCCCUUCUCCUUGAUGUAGCAAUGGGAUCAUCCGUUCCCUGGGCACCGGGUUGCUGUGAGUUUUCCAGGCUGCCUGGCCAAUAUGUCCCAGCAGCAUUCUCUCCUGACAUUCCACCCACCUCUGUGGCAGGCAUCCGGUGGGGUUUGUGUAUCUCCAGGGUGGGAGAAAGAAAGGACUCUUCUCUGUUGGAGGCAAGUGUGGAUGUUGCCAUUGGCCAGAUUGACUAGCAUUGAAUAGCCUUGCCUUUCUUUCCAUCCAUCUAUCCAUCCAUCUAUCCUUCUUUACUUCCUUCUUUCCACUCUUCCUCCUUCCCUCCCUCCCUCCCUUCCUUCCACCCAUCCGUCUUUCUUUCCAUCCACCCAUCCUUUUUUCCUCCUUUCUUUCCUUUUCCCUUCCUUCCUUCCUUUCAUCCAUCCAUCCUCUAUCCUUCCUUCCUUCCUUCCAUCCAUUCCUUCCAUCCAUCCAUCCAUCCAUCCGUCCAAGAGUGAAACUACGACUCCCAGUUAAAGUGGAAUCACAAGUGCAGAUGUUGCAAUUGGAAAGUUUGAAUAGCAUUGAGUUGCCAUGAAGUCUGCAAAUGCAAUCAGUGAGGGUAUCUGGGUAGAGGUAGCCUGGCCUCUGUUGCCUGGGGGCAUCCUUUUUGGAAUGGGGAGGAUGUUGCAUUAAGCAAGCUUGAUUAGCACUGAGUAGCCAUGAAGUUUGCAAAGUCAAUUAGUAAAAGUUUCGGAAUAGAAGUCGCCUGGCUGUUGUUGCCUGGAGGUACCCUCUGUGGAAUGCCGUCCAGGGUGGGAGAAAGAACCCUUGUCUGUGUGAAGCAAGUGUGGAUGUUGUGAUAAGCAAGCUUGAACAGCAUGGAGUAGCCAUGAAGUUUGCAAUUAGUGAGGGUCUCGGCAUAGAAGUCGCCUGGCUGUUGUUGCCUGGAGGCACCCUCUGUGGAAUGACGUCCAGGGUGGGAUAAAGAACUCAUGUCUGUUUGAAGCAAGUGUGGAUGCUGCAAUGAGCAAGCUUAGGCAGCAUUGAGUAGCCAUGAAGUUUGCAAAGUCAAUCAGGGAGGGUAUCUGGAUAGAGGUGGCCUGGCUUUUGUUGCCUGGAGGCACCCUCUGUGGAAUAGUGUCCAGGGUAGGAUAAAGAAGUCAUAUCUGUUUGAAGCAAGUGUGGAUGCUGCAAUGAGCAAGCUUAAGUAGCCAUGAAGUUUGCAAAGUCAAUCAGGGAGGGUAUCUGGAUAGAGGAGGCCUGGCUGUGGUUGCAGCCUGGAAAAUUCACAGCAACCCAAAGCGAAUAUUUGCAAGCUUUCCUCCUGCUCCAAAAGUGGAUCUCCUCCAGGCUUUAGAGUUCAGACUGAAGUCCGGAAUGGAUUUACGGCUCCUUUUUUCGACCUAUCACGGAGACAGAAAAGCUUGACCCCCAAAACCCGACGUCUUCCCCCAGAAACAACCGCGGCCCGACUCCGAAACUUUUCAAUGGCUUUAACCUGUUCACUGUAAAAGAAACAAAACCGUCAGAAAACCACAAAAAAAGUGCCUUGGGUUUGACUCUCCAGAGGUGUGGGUGCGUUGUGUGGCUGCCGCCGCCGCCGCCGCCUCUUCCGCCGCCCUGCGGAUGGACAGACGGAUGGACGGACGGAAGGCGGUCAGGCCGGCCGCCCCGAGAUAAAGGCGUUCAAAACCUCUGA